AUGUCAGAAUCCCUACCUACAAUACUAUAUUUGUUUUCUGAUUGCCCAGACAAACUUAUCUAUUUUGAAGGCCUCACAAGAAUAAAAAAUAAUUUGCAAUUCAUUUUUAUUGAACAUAUAAACAUUGUAUAUAUCUCCCUUUAUAUUGCUUUUCUUUCUUUCGCACUUUAUUUUAUUUUAUUUUUCUUUCUUCUUUUUUUUAUUUUGUUCUUUCUUUCUUUUGUCCUUUCUUUCGUACUUUCUUUCUUUUUUCGUUCUUUCUUUCUUUCUUACUUUUGUUCUUUCUUUCGUUCUUUCUUUCUUUUUUCGUUCUUUCUUUUCUUACUUUUCUUCUUUCUUUCUUUCUUUCUUUCUUUCUUUCGUUUGUUCUUUCUUUCGCCCUUUCUUUCUUUUUUCGUUAUUUCUUUCAUAUUUCUUUUUCUUUUUUCUUUCUUUCUUUCUUUCUUUUUUCGUUAUUUCUUUCUUUCUUUCUUUCUUUCGACCUUUCUUUCGUUUGUUCUUUCUUUCGACCUUUCUUUCUUUUUUCGUUAUUUCUUUCAUUUUUCUUUUUUCUUUCGUUCUUUCUUUCUUUUUUCGUUAUUUCUUUCUUUCUUUCUUUCUUUCUUUCUUUCUUUCGUUUUUUCUUUCUUUCGCCCUUUCUUUCUUUUUUCGUUAUUUCUUUCAUUUUUCUUUUUUCUUUUUUCUUUCUUUCUUUUUUCGUUAUUUCUUUCUUUCUUUCUUUCUUUCGUUUGUUCUUUCUUUCGCCCUUUCUUUCUUUUUUCGUUAUUUCUUUCUUUUUUCUUUUUUCGUUCGUUCUUUCUUUCUUUCUUUUUUCGUUAUUUCUUUCUUUCUUUCUUUCUUUCGUUUGUUCUUUCUUUCGCCCUUUCUUUCUUUUUUCGUUCUUUCUUUCUUACUUUUGUUCUUUCUUUCGUUCUUUCUUUCGUUCUUUCUUUCUUUUUUCGUUCUUUCUUUUCUUACUUUUCUUAUUUCUUUCUUUCUUUCUUUCUUACUUCCUUUCUUUCUUCCUUUCUUUCUUUUUUCGUUAUUUCUUUCAUUUUUCUUUUUUCUUUUUUCUUUAGGUCUUUCUUUCUUUUUUCGUUAUUUCUUUCUUUCUUUCUUUCUUUCUUUCGUUUGUUCUUUCUUUCGCCCUUUCUUUCUUUUUUCGUUAUUUCUUUCAUUUUUUCUUUUUUUCUUUUUUCUUUCGUUCUUUCUUUCUUUUUUCGUUCUUUCUUUCUUUCUUUCUUUCUUUCGUUUGUUCUUUCUUUCGCCCUUUCUUUCUUUUUUCGUUAUUUCUUUCAUUUUUCUUUUUUCUUUUUUCUUUCGUUCUUUCUUUCUUUUUUCGUUCUUUCUUUCUUUCUUUCUUUCUUUCGUUUGUUCUUUCUUUCGCCCUUUCUUUCUUUUUUCGUUAUUUCUUUCAUUUUCUUUUUUUCUUUCGUUCUUUCUUUUUUUUUUUCGUUAUUUCUUUCUUUCUUUCUUUCUUUCGUUUGUUCUUUCUUUCGCCCUUUCUUUCUUUUUUCGUUAUUUCUUUCUUUCUUUCUUUCUUUUGUUCUUUCUUACGUUCUUUCUUUUUUUCUUUCUUUCUUCUUCUCACUUUCCUACACUGACAAUUCUGAGCGAUUGUUUUCAUUUUUCUAUCCAUUUCUUUCCUCUUUGAGGUUUUCAUUUCUUUCUCUCUCUUUCUCUCUCCCUUUCUCUCUCUCUCACUCUUCCAUUCACUCUCCCUUUAUCUCCCUCUCUCUCCCUUUCUCUCUCUCCCUCUCUGAUUUUUGCAAUGUUCCCAAUAUUUGUCUAUUUGUCAAUCUUUCUCGAUUUAAAUUUCAUUCUCUUCUUGCCUUUACUCUCUCUUUCUCUCUUCUUUAUAUUCGCUUCAAAUUUCUUCUUGUGUACCCACCUCUCUCUCUCUCUCUCUCACUCUCUCUCACUCUCUCUCUCUCUCUCUCUCUCUCGCACGCUCGUGCGCUUUCUAUGAAUUUACUUUUUCUGUGUUUCAAUAUUCUCUCUUUAUCAGUCCCCUUCAUUUUUAAAUUCUUGUUUCACUUGCCUGGCCACUUAACCUUACUUCCCCUCUCUAUCCACCUUUGUCCUUUUUCCUCUUUCUCUCACUCUAUCUACAAAUUAUUAUUUUUCCAUGUCCUCGCUAUUUCUCACUUUAUCAAUCCCUUCUUUUUUUUUCUUCUCUUUCUUCUCCCUCUCUUUCUCUUUCGUUUUAUUUGCCUGCCUUAUUUCCUUACAUGCCUUUCCCUUUCCUUUCUGGAAUGUUGCGUAUUUUUCCUACUCCUCUGUAUUUCUCCCUCAAUUUUUCCCUCUUUAUCACAUCUCCUUACUCUCCCUCUUUGUCUCCCACUCUUUAUCUGUUUCUAUUUUUUUUUAUUCUUUCUUUUCUACCUGCGACCUCCUGCAUAUCAAAUUAAAUCUCUCUUCUCAUUCUCUUCUAUUUUUCAUUCUCAAACUUCCUUUCUUGCUUGCCUCCUUCCCCAUCCUCCUAACUUUUUCUCUCACUCCUCUUUGCCAUGUCUACUCCACCUAUCCCUCUCUCCCUCUCUCAUUAUCGCCCUCUUUUCUUCCCCCACUUCUAUUCCAACGUAA
Molecule: messenger RNA, 2565 nt
Organism: Acanthosepion pharaonis
Lineage: Eukaryota; Metazoa; Mollusca; Cephalopoda; Sepiida; Sepiidae
Source: the annotation of a GenBank genome assembly